ACGUACGAACCCCUUCGAGUGCCUAACCUAAUCUCAGCCCGGAAUAUUCGCAAGCGUUUCGCUCGCAACGGUUACAGCGAUGCUCUGAACCGGUUAUGUACGUUACUGUGCGCGAAACGAUCAAUUUAAGAAUUUGCUCGCAAGCGAAGCGUUUCGCGCAUCCGUGAGCAGUCGUCGCGGCGCAUCGUCGUUUCAACGAGCGCCGAUAACAGUAUCUGGCCGACCGACGAUCUUGUCAGUCACGUCGGACGCCUUUGUCGGAGCAAUUCACUGGAACCGAGUCCACGAAAAAUCGUGAGCCGUUCGAAAAGCAAUCGCCAUCAUGCUGCGAUCGUUUAGGAAAUUACGCUUGUCCCGGGGUUUCGCAACGGCGGCAAGCGUGCCGGCACCGGAAACCAAUCCGUCCAUCAUGUAUACCGGCAUUUUCAUCGAUAACGAAUGGCACCGAUCGAAAUCGGGCAAAACCUUCCCCACUUUGAACCCAGCAACCGGAGAGACGAUCGCUGAAGUUCAAGAAGGCAGCGCGGCGGACAUAGAUGAGGCGGUGAAGGCAGCUAACAAGGCAUUCAAACUCGGUUCACCAUGGAGGACCAUGGACGCUUCUCGGCGCGGCGUCCUCUUAAACAAAUUGGCCGAUUUGUUGGAGCGAGACCGUACUUAUCUCGCGUCGUUAGAAACGUUGGACAACGGUAAACCCUAUUCUGCGGCGUACGGUUUCGACGUAGGCGCGAGCGUGGCGACGCUGAGAUACUACGCAGGAUGGGCUGACAAAAAUCACGGUCAGGUAAUUCCCAUGGAUGGGCAAUACUUGGCUUAUACUCGUCACGAGCCGGUGGGUGUCUGCGGUCAAAUCAUUCCAUGGAACUUUCCUCUUCUAAUGAUGGCUUGGAAAUUAGCACCUGCUCUGGCUACAGGAAACGUUAUCGUCUUGAAGCCCGCGGAACAGACGCCGUUGACGGCUUUGUACAUGGCUCAGUUGACCAAGGAAGCUGGAUUUCCUAGCGGAGUCGUGAACGUGGUCCCCGGCUUUGGCAGUGCUGGGGCUGCGCUGGUCGCUCACAACGACGUCGACAAAAUUGCGUUCACAGGCUCGACCGAGGUCGGGCAGCUGAUCAAGAAAGAAGCUGCGACGAGCAAUCUGAAGCGAACCACGCUGGAACUGGGCGGGAAGUCACCUAAUAUAAUCUUGAGGGACUCCGAUCUUGAUACCGCCGUGGAAACGGCUCACUUUGGCCUGUUCUUCAACAUGGGUCAGUGUUGCUGCGCCGGAUCGAGGACCUUCGUCGAAGACAGUAUUUACGACGAGUUCGUGGAGAAGAGCGCCGCGCGAGCUAAAUCCAGGGUCGUCGGCAAUCCAUUCGACUUGAACGUGGAACAAGGCCCACAGAUCGAUCAGGAGCAAACGGAGAAGAUCAUGUCCCUGAUCGGUGAGGGAAAAAAGCAAGGAGCGAAACUGGUGUCCGGCGGAUCGCGCGUCGGUGAUAAGGGUUACUACGUCGAACCGACGGUAUUUGCCGACGUGACUGAUGACAUGACCAUUGCUAAACAAGAGAUUUUUGGGCCGGUCCAGCAAAUUCUGAAGUUCAGCAGUUUGAACGAAGUAAUUAAUCGGGCGAACGCCACUGACUACGGAUUGGCAGCGGCGGUUUUCACGAAGGACAUCGACAAGGCGAAUUACAUCGUGCAAGGUCUUCGAGCGGGUACCGUUUGGGUGAACACGUACAACAGUUUGGCGCCGCAAGUGCCGUUCGGUGGUUUCAAAAUGUCAGGACACGGAAGGGAGCAGGGCUCGUACGGUCUCGAAGCGUACACCGAGGUCAAAAGUGUGAUAAUCAAAGUUAAACAAAAGAAUAGUUAAACUAAACGACCCUCGCGUUUGUAAAUUUUAUGAGAAUGAAGGGAGGUGAACUACGGAUAGAGUUACGAUCAGAUUUUUAUACUUUAAAAUAUACUUUUAAGGAAACCAUGCCAGCAACGCUGCGAUCACACAGUUGCGUGUUUAUAUAAAUAGUCGAUGUAUUUUUGUACACAUUUCGUUUGACAUUGUUGACGAUAGAAACGUAGAUAAUAUCGCACAACCGAGGAAACGAGUGACAGAACGAAGAUUAAACAGUAAGCUUCCAAUCUUAUUAUACAAUUUACAAAAGUAGCAUCAAUAAAUAACUUUAUUUCUUUAG
Messenger RNA from Nomia melanderi (Alkali bee), 2177 nucleotides. It is a transcript of the gene Aldh, whose product is annotated as Aldehyde dehydrogenase. NCBI's taxonomy places the organism in Eukaryota, Metazoa, Arthropoda, Insecta, Hymenoptera, Halictidae. The record is from RefSeq and is a predicted model, not a curated record. Gene Ontology annotation, molecular function: oxidoreductase activity, acting on the aldehyde or oxo group of donors, NAD or NADP as acceptor.